GCUCCUGUUGCCUACAGGUGUUUUAUGGAGGGGGAAACAUCUUGUGAAGGAGAAGGAGGGAAGAAGGGAUGAAAGGAGAAAGACAGAAUGGGCCACGCGGUUUAAUCCCUUGUCAAAGCUGCUGUGUUGGCUGGUUAUCCUGUCCUGGAAAUGCGGUCUAAGCCCCCUGUCUGGGCUCUACACAAGAGCUAUUAAUGCUUCACACACACCUCCCUCUCUCCUUUUGCUACGAUCCUACGUUCAACCAGUGGCAGCGAGGGAAGCAGGACAGCAGUGUUUUUCAAUGCGUGUUUGACCCUGGGAGAAAGUGCUGCCAGACGGGGAAAUAUGUGGCAAAAAACAAGGGGCUGGAACAGAGAGAACACUUGAGGGAUACGGCGAGUGGGAGAGCUCAGGAAGAUCGUGGUGGAGGGACUAGAGGCUGGGGAAACCAGAAGAAAUGGUGACCCUGUGGAAGCUGUUCCUCUGCCAGCUGGCAAUAAACAUGUCCUACCGUGUCGUGAAAGCCAGCCUCUGUUUGGGUGGUUCGGACAUCUUUGCGACGGUCAGGGAGAACAGCCCUAUGGGAGAGUUCAUUGCAAACCUCAGCAUCGUCGGAGAACCAGCAGGGGUGAACAGCAUCCGUUUGUGCCUCACCGGAGAGAAUGCGAAUUGGUUUUACCUAGAAGGAAGAACAAUCAGGCUAAACUCGUCAAUUUCAAGGGCCCUGGAUCGAGAGCGUCAGGGAUCUAUUUUGAUGGCAGCAUUAACAUGCUACCAAGACGAUAUAAUGCAGAGUGAAUACAGGGUCAUGGUUGAGAUUCUUAAUGAAAAUGAUAACAAACCAAAGUUUGUUGAGAAGACUAUACAACCGCGUUACAUAAAUGAGCUCACUGCAAUCAACUCUGUAGUCUUCAUCGUCAAGGCCAUCGACGCUGAUGGAGACAUCCUCACCUACAUCAUUGACAGUGCCUCGCCUGAUGCCAGCUACUUCAGAAUAGACCUGCCUAACAGUGGUGAAGUGACCCUGGACAAGCCGCUGGACUACGAGACUAAAACCCAGCUGCACCUGGUAAUCUAUGCUGUGGAAACCCACACCAAAGAGUACUAUAACACUACCGCCUCUCUCACCGUGAACGUGGAGGACGGGGACGAUCAUCACCCUCAGUUCCUACCCUGCACGCCCAUCUCCCUGGACUACAACCACACAGCUGUCUGCACCAACCCCAUCUACACGGUCAACAUCACAGAAAUGGACGAGGACAUCUUACUGAAUUUUUCUCCUAGUCCAAUUCACGCGGAAGAUGGAGACAGAAGCCUUGACACGCCUUUGUUCUACUCCAUUCUCUCGGGUGGUGACCAACACAGGUUUCGAAUUAAUAACCAAACGGCGGCGAUAACAAUGACAAGACGGGUGGAAAACCGGAAUCUGACACCGUUAUUCCAACUACGCAUCAUGGCCUCUCAGCUGAACGACCCAACAAAGUACAGUGUGACAACGGCGGUGGUCCGGGUGUUGGCAGAGAACCGCUUCCCUCCCGUUUUUAACAGAACCACAUACAAGGGCUUCAUCAUAGAGAGCUCCAGCCCCGCCAGCCUCGUCUCCACCUACGGGAACGAGGUUCUGAUCAUCCAAGCCACCGACCAGGACUUCCAAGACCAGGGUGUGAAUCCAAGGAUGCACUACUCGCUGCAGCCCACACCAGCCACCGCUGGACUGUACCACAUCACCCAGGAAGGCAUUCUCAUCGCUAAGACGUAUCGCCUACGACCCUACGACAGGCACAUCCUAGAGGUAGUCGCGAGGGAUGAGGAAUCAGGUGAAGCUGUUAAAGCCUCGGUGGACAUAGAACUGCUGAGACGAGGCCAGCCAGUUCCAAGGAAUCCUUUCGGAGAGGAGCGUUUGUUCAGAGACAUGGAUGUGAGAGUGGCUGGCGGUGUUAUGGCCUUGAUGCUUCUGCUGCUAGUGACCACCCUGUUCCUGCUGAUCCGAUGGGCCAAAAGGAGGAGACAGGGACAAGACCCUGCCGGACGAGGGUCUGUCGCUCUAGGGAAGCACUCCAAGGUGGUGAACUCAAGACGAUCCAUGCCCCUGAUAGAGGAAAUCUCUUCCUUCCAGAAUGAAACAUUCAGUAUAGAUUAUGAGGCCUCUGGGGGUUCCGGAAGCCUCCACGGGAGACAUGGAGUCUACACCAGGAAGCAGUCGCUACCUGCGCCGCAACCAGGCUCCCACAGCAGCCAUCAAGACUGCGGCUCAAGGACGGUAACAGGUGACACGCUGCCUACACUGGUGAUGCCAGAGCCCCUGGUUAAAGACCUCACCCCCACCUUACUCUCCAAUGGCAGGAACGCCGACAGGACCGCCAGCAUUGAGGUUACGAUGAAAGACGAGAAGGAAAGGAAUAAGCAGAGGGCGGAGGACAGGAAAUUGGAACAGGAGUGGGAACAUGCCGUCGGCAGAGACGGCAGCAAAAGACACUCGGAGGCGGAAAGAACGGACAAAUCGAGAGAUGUUUUUGGUGCUUCUAGUGGCGCUUCCAGCGAGAUGGCAGAUGUAAGCGAGGUCUCUGAGGAUCAAACGAGCACAGAGAAGCCUCCGAGCCAGAGGAUGAGAAACCAACUCAUCAGAGAACCCCAUGCCAGACACAAAAGCACUUCUGAAGAAGAGUCUGAAGCAGACAACCAAUAUAAGAUUAUGCACUCUGGGAUGUGUCUCUCAGACGAUUAUGACACAGCAGCAGAGGAGGAGCCUGGCGACAGGUCCCGAUACUCCAGCGUCAGGACAUCAAGAGGAGACUCGCAACGCGGGAGCUCAUCAAAACACACCGACAACCAAACAAACCGACGACUAAGUAACCCACAGAUACACCAUUCAGAUUCACACUCAGGGCUUCCAACUCACAUUGAGGAAGACGCCAAAGAACUCUUACCAUUUAUCCAAAAAUAAAACUGACAUUAUAAAGCCAAUUGUAUUUCAUUAUGUUCAGAUCUUUAUUGGUCUUUAUUGGGUAAAGACUUUUCAGGUCUUUAUUGGGUAAAUGGACACAUUUUAAUCAGAGAAUAGAAAUGUGUUUUCUGUGAAACUGUGUGUGGCCAGCCUUAAUACGAAUGAAGCCAUUCUGUAUUACUUUCAUUUGCAGUGUUGAAGAACUAGUAUUGAAACAAUUAGUCAGAAUGUAAGCGUGCACAAUAUUGCCAUGUUACUGUACAGUAAUGAUGUGACCUUCUUACUGUCCUAUACAUGUACUGUAGAUGUCUUAUAUAUGUUCUGUACAUCUCCUUUAGAUGUCCUUUAUAUGGGCAGAUGUCCUGUAAAUGUUGUGUAAAUGUCCUGUAGAUGUCAGUAUUUAAUAUAUGUAUUGUAGAUGUCCACAAUUUCUAUUACCUAAUUCAAACAUCCUGUUGGAGGACUUUCCCUGAAAAGCAGGAAAUGCAAAAAAAAAACAAUUUUAAGUAGAAAAAAUGGCCGAACAAUUUGGUAAUAUCCUCUUCAAAAUGUCAAACUUCAUUCCCCCAAAAGAUGCAAAAAUCCUCCCAAAUUGUUGAAAAUCCAUACAAUAAUUGUUGCGGUAAGAUUAUUUUCCUGAUGUGGGAAAUUAAAACAUGUCACCUGCACAGUUACAUUAGCAUUGUAAAAAGGUUUCUAAUGCCACAAUACACACUGUAAAUAAAAUUACUGU
Messenger RNA from Esox lucius (northern pike), 3659 nucleotides. Its product is annotated as cadherin-related family member 5. Gene Ontology annotation, cellular component: membrane; catenin complex; adherens junction. Lineage: Eukaryota; Metazoa; Chordata; Actinopteri; Esociformes; Esocidae. Gene Ontology annotation, biological process: cell-cell junction assembly; homophilic cell-cell adhesion; multicellular organism development. The transcript has 16 exons. Gene Ontology annotation, molecular function: calcium ion binding; cadherin binding. The record is from RefSeq and is a predicted model, not a curated record. Bases 440 to 2926 code for a protein of 828 amino acids.